CGUUGCUGCCUGCAAAUGCCACGUCGCCUUCUACUUGUUCCCUUUGACUGGAGUGAUCAGCAAAUAGAGACUGAACACCUCCCUCAACCUCUCUCCUCUGGGUGGGAGGUGGGCAGGUCGGUCCUGCCAUCUGAUCUAUGGCUAGUAGCGACCGUGUUUUACCCCUGCCCUGUACCCCUCCAGCUAGGGGCAGCCGUGAAGGUGGUUGAUGUUCAACACUGUCAACGAAUGGUCAUUUUAGCCAUGAUGGCCGACCAGCCACCACCAUUAGAAGCCACACCUAUAAUGAAUGAAGUGCCACUUCUACCUCAUAUGGUUAAUGGGGACAGCAUACAACAGGUUAUACUUGUGCAGGUAAACCCAGGAGAAACUUUCACAAUUAGAACUGAAGAUGGACAUAUCCAGUGUAUCCAAGGUCCGGCACAUGUUCCUAUGGUGUCACCAAAUGGUUCUGUGCCUCCAAUAUUUGUGCCUCCUGGUUAUGUAUCUCAGAUGGUAGAAGAAAAUGGAGUUCGUAAGGUGGUGAUAUUACCACAUUCGUCUGAAUUCCAUCCUUCCAUGCAUCCCCCUCCACCACAUGUGCCACAUUACAUGCAUCCUCACCCUGCUUUGCUUCCCCACCCACCUCAUCCAGUGUACUCUCCAGUUCCAGGGACAGGAGAAAUACCACCGCAGUUCAUUCACCAGCCUCCUCCACCAGCACAUGUUUAUCAAGAACAAGAAUCUCGUUCCCAUGGAAGGACAAAUUUUAUUCAGCGAGAUGAAAGGACUGUCAAAAUGCAAGAACAUCUGAAGAAAAGACUUAAGGAGAGACAAGCUAGUGGUCAUACUAAUAAUAAACUUAACAGCCCUCCUUCUUCACCGCAUAAAGUUCACAAUUCUUCCAGUACAAAUGUUCAGAAUGGAUAUGGAAAUGGAAAGGGACAGCAAGUAGCAUGCGGGGUAAUAAAGCAAAAACAAAUAGGAAAAACAAGAGCAAGCCCACCAGCAGAUUCAGAGAUGGGAGAGUCUGACACAGAAUCCAAAGAGUUGUACAAUCUCCACUUAAGCAUUGGUAAACCUGUAGUUUCUGAUAUACAAGCAAGAUCAGCAGUUCUGUCCUGGAAUCUCCCAGUUAGUUCACAGAAUGGAGAAAGUCAUAGUCUCACUCCAGCAACAUUUAUAUUUGAAGUAACAGUAUCCAACAGCGGUAAAAAUGGAAAAUUUAAAUCUGUCUAUAUAGGAGAAGAAACAACAAUUACUCUUCCUGAACUCAGACCAGCAACAGAUUACCAUAUCAGAGUUUCAGCAACAAGCAGUUCCAUAAAAGAAUCUGUUUCCGAAUUGGUGAGUUUUACUACAGAAAGCUGUGAACCAGACCCUCCAGCUGCACCUAAACUAAUCAACAGAACGAAAAACAGCUUGAGUUUACAUUGGAAGUCUUCAAAUGAUAAUGGUUCCAAAAUAACUAAUUUUCUCUUAGAAUGGGAUGAGGGAAAAAGUGGAGCCUUCAAAGAAUGCUACUAUGGGAAUCUAAAGCAAUACAAACUAACCAAACUUUCUCCUUCUACAAAAUACUUGCUCAGAUUAGCAGCUAAAAAUGACAUCGGAAUGAGUGGGUUUAGUGAGACAGUGAUAUAUUAUACAGCAGGAAUCGUCCCUUCACCACCAUUGCCCCCUGAGUUAACUGAAGCAGGAGUAACAUGGUUAUCAUUAAAAUGGAGCCCACCUAAUGGCAUGCCUUCAGAUGACUCUCUGACUUACACUUUAGAUAUGGAAGAAGAUGAUUCUGGUUAUGGUUUUCAGCCAAAAUAUAAUGGAGAAGAACUUUCAUGCACUUUACAAAAUCUAAGGAGGAGUACUCCUCAUAAGUUUAGGCUCUGUGCCUGUAACAAUGAAGGGAAAAGUAUCCCAAGUGAGGUAGUAGAAUACAGCACAAUUCCUGAUAAACCUGGACCACCAAGUAAACCAAGUGUAAAGGGAAAGAUCCAUUCACACAAUGUGAAAGUUACAUGGGAUCCACCAAAGGAUAAUGGAGGAUCAGACAUUUCUAAGUACUUCCUAGAAAUUUCAGAAACUUUAAUUGGAACUAAAUGGGAAGUAGUGUAUAGUGGUUCCGUGAGAGAACAUGUGUGUGAUCAUCUCAAGCCUGGUAUUUCAUACAAACUGAGAGUUUACUGUGUCAGUAAGGGAGGUGAAAGCCCGGCUUCUGAUGUUCUGACUGUACAAACAUCAGCUGUUCCUCCUGGACCUUGCCAUGCUCCAUGCCUGGUUAGCAAAGCUAAGCCCAGAGAAAUAACUCUACAAUGGGAUCCCCCUUCCACAGAUGGGGGCUCAGAAGUAAUAGAAUAUGUUGUAGAAAUGGCAAACUCUGAACAAGAUGAACACAGACAAGUGUAUCAGGGUCAGACGACAGAAUGCACAGUGAACAGUCUACUUCCUGGCAGAAUGUACUGCUUCUGGAUAAGAGCAGGAAAUAAAGCUGGGUUUGGCCCUCUCUCUGAAAAAGCAGAGAUUUCUACAGCUGCAGGACCUCCUGAUCAGUGUAGUACACCUUUGUUAACCUGUAAGGCUGCCACCUGUGUAGUGGUCACUUGGGAGAGUCCUGCAUGCAAUGGUGCUGAAAUUUGUGAAUAUAGGCUGGACUGGGGACAAAUGGAAGGAUCAAUGCGUAUCAUAUACACUGGCCCUUGUCUGAGCUAUGAAGUGAAAGGUCUUACGCCUGCAACCACAUAUUAUUGCAGAGUACAGGCUGUGAAUAUAGCUGGAGUUGGAUUGUUUGGAGGUAUUGGUGUGGUAACAACACCAGCGUCGGUGCCUGCAGCAGUGUCUGUACUACAUCUGCUUGAAGAAGAUCAGAUGGAAAUUCCUUGUCCCUUGUCAACGUGCCUCGCCAUUCAGUGGGAGGAACCAUGUUGCCAUGGGUCAGAUGUCAUUGGAUAUAAUAUAGAAUAUGGGGAAAAGCAACUUGUAACUGUUGGUAGAGUUACAAGCCAUAUUCUGGAGAAUCUGCACCCUGACACUUUGUACAGAAUUAGAAUACAGGCCAUAAACAACUUUGGAGUUGGUCCUUUCAAUCAUUCCAUUAAAGCCAAAACAAAACCACUACCUCCUGACCCGCCUCAUCUUGAAUGUGUGGUCUUCAGCUACCAGAGUCUUAAACUGAAAUGGGGUGAAGGUCCUGGUAGAGCUUUAAUUACCAAUCCUACACAGUUCAACUUGCAGAUGGAGGAUAGGUUUGGCAGAUUUGUUACUGUUUAUAGUGGACCUUGUCAUACGUACAAGGUGCAGCGACUCAGUGAAUCCACUACAUACUAUUUUAAAAUCCAGGCAUACAAUGAUGCUGGAGAAGGGGAGUUUUCUGAAGUUUAUGCUUUCACUACAACCAAAUCUCCACCAGCAUCUCUUAAAGCACCCAAAGUAAAUCAGGUGAGAGAAAACAUCUGUGAAAUCACAUGGGAGCCUCUACAGUCAAUGAAAGGAGAUUCCAUUGUUUACAUUCUUCAACUUGCCAGUGUGAGAGAGGUUGAUCAGGUAUACAAGGGAUCAGAGACUUCAUUCCGUUUCACAAACUUUCAGACAAACUGUGAAUAUCGGUUCAGAGUCUGUGCUGGACGCCAGUAUCAAGAUUCUACUGGAUUACAAGAACUGUAUGGACCUUAUAGUCCCAGUACAGUAUUCUCAUCUCAAAAACAAGAGUUGGUUCCCCAGUGUACUGAUUCUACAGCUAAAUUUGCAAAGAUUAAGAAGACAUUAAGUGAUGAGCAGUUUGCUUUUCUUCUUCUUGUGGGAUUUGCAAUGGUUGCUAUUUUGUUUGCUUUUGUUAUUCAGUACUUUGUAAUCAAGUAGAUUGUUUGAAGCCUAGUCAUUGUUCAGCUUUUUAUGACAGUUAUUCUGGGUAUUUAUGUUGGUUAAUUCUAAAUAACAUCCUAGCUGGAAAUGAUUGUAUAAGACAUACACACGUUUCCAUCUUUGCUGCUGACUGACGUUGAGGCUGGGUUGGCAGAACCUCUCCAAAUAAAGAACACACAACUGCCAUAGAAGGGGUAAUCCUGGGUCCUCUGUAAUCAGGGUUAGCUGUUAAUAAAACAGCAAAAAACUGCCUUACCACACUGUCUCUCACUAUCAAAGCAUAGGCCCUUUGGCCAGUUAGAGAAAAGGCGUUAUAUAAAGUCUUUUUGAAGUGCAACUAAGCAAGUGGUAGUGGAUCAGCAACUUUUAAUCAAGUAUUGUUAUAGUUUGGUAUACAUGAAAUACAGCAGCAAAAAUGCUUGAGCUUAGAACAGUACUGUACUGCAGAACAUUGCUAGAGCAAACCACAUUUAAUAUACUGUAGAAGGAAAACAAAAUAUGAUAUUGCUACUUUACAGUUAUUUUAAUGUUUGGGGUUCAAGAAUUAAUAUUUCAAGCGUUAAAGUAGAGGUGCCAGCAUUUUGAGAAUUGUAAUUAAAAAUGCUAGAGGGAUGUAAUGUACAUACAGAGUGACUGAAUGUAUUUGUAUGUAAUAUUGCAAAUUGGUCCUCUUUUGUACUUUAUGUUUCUGAAUGAAAUGCUGUCAGCAGUUGGUAAACAACUGUUGGCCCAAUCCACAUUUUCAUUCUCAGUGCCUGAGAGAACAGUAACUUCCUGUGCGUCUGAUUAAAUCUUUUCAGCAUUUUCAGAGAAGGCACAGAUUUUGUCUUUAAGGAGAAAGAGUGCAUUUAUGAUAAAUGUUUCACUAUUGGCUCAAACUGAGCAAAUGUUUUUGUACUAUUCUUAACCUAAAAAUAAAAAAGUUCAGACUGCUUUUGGAUGCUCUUCUAUCCUUAUCUGAAUUAUCAAACUAUACAUGAAAUAUUUUUAGGCAACAUUUAUACAAUGUUUUCAAUUAAUUGCUAUCACAGUGGUGGCAGUUCACAUUCCAUUGUGGCGGUGGUGAGAAUUUUCAGUUUGCUAUGAAACUUUUCCAAAACUUGUCAUGCGUGUCUUGACACUGUUUUGAGGAAUAUUUUUGGUGGUUACUAUGCACUACAUAUGACUGUUCCUUGUCAAACAUAUUCUUUAGGUAUCUGAAGAGAAGUCUGACAGCUAUUUUCUUUACGUCAACUGUUUUGCAAGCUGGAAGCCACAAAUUUAGACAUUUGUUUCAGAAUGGGUCGUCUUAAUAAUUUUGGCAUUAAAAGAACAUGCCAUAGAAUGUUACAGAUUUAACAUACUUUGCAAAUGCUACAGCUACAUUUCAUGUACAUCGGGGCAGUGCACUUGCAUGUGGGAUAGUACUGUUGGGUACAAGCUAAUUCUUUCAAAGAAUAAAACAUCUUAAGGAUGUUUCUCCUAUGGCUGUUAAUAAGUUAGUUUGAGGCAUUGUGUUGCAUUUCAAAUGUGGAAAUCCUAAAUUAUGACAUAGUAUCAGUUAAUAUUCUUAAAAGUAGGUCUAUGGUGCAAUCUGAAAUUAACCUUUUCAAAAAUGUACUCUUCAUUUUGUACUCUAUUUAUUUUGAUUAAAAAAUCCUGGAAAAUGUAUGUCUGAAUGUAUUGUUCUACUUGUAGCAGAACUUUAACUUAAUCAUUUAUAUCAUGGAAGUCUCUCUUCAGUGUUGGAAAGAGUUUUAUACAGAUAUUAGUGUCUUUAGUUUGCCGAAGUUUACAAAUAUGCCUUCAUUUCCUUUCAUAUUUUACUUUUAGAAAACAAUAGACUGCCUUCAGCAAAUUUCUUUUGCCAAGGGAUUUUUUUCUUUAACUCUUAGACAAACAGAGCAAAUCAUUUAGUGAUUUAUUUGGCAAUAGCAUUUCUGAUAUAUUUUUAAAAUAAUAAAGUAGGCUUUCAGAAUAAAUAUUAACCAAAAUCAUGAUUUCCUAGAAAAUUAAAAUAAAAUGCUUCUGAAUUGCCACAAAAUGUUCAUAUUUCCAGGAAAUAUACUGGAAAGUAUAGUGUAAUGUAGAUUUUAUAUUGACAGUUAUACAUUCCAGAUUGAUGUACCCUAGUGGCAUUAACAGAUUAGGUAUCUUCAUUUUUCUUGCAUUGUAAUUUUGAGAUAUUUCAAACUUAUGUUAAAGCUGCAUUGUAUUACUAAAUUGUAACUAUGAAAUAGAUAAUAUAUUUAAUACAGCCAAUAAAAAUACAAAUUUUCAAAUUUGA
This is a messenger RNA of Chelonia mydas (Green sea turtle), 6097 nucleotides long. Its product is annotated as fibronectin type-III domain-containing protein 3A. The record is from RefSeq and is a predicted model, not a curated record. Gene Ontology annotation, molecular function: protein binding. The transcript has 26 exons. Bases 16 to 3828 code for a protein of 1270 amino acids. Lineage: Eukaryota; Metazoa; Chordata; Testudines; Cheloniidae.